AUGGGCUGGUUACCCGAGGGAAACGCCACCUCCCCGCGCGACCCCUUCCAUCAGCUCUCCCCUUCCGCCAAACCCUCCGCGCACUCCGCUUCCGCGCACGUCAUCUCCGCCUUCCGCUGCACGCUCCCCGCCAUCGUGCUCGGCGCGCUUCUCUUCGGAAAUCUCCUCCUUUUCUCCGCCAACCCCCGCCUCUGGCCCGCCUGCCCGCCCGACCGCGACGCCGUCGACGCGCUCGUGCUCGCGGGGCUACAGCCGGGCGGCGCUAGCAGCGGCGGGGGAUUGCAGGCCGUAGGGACGCUACAGCCGUCCGUGUCGGUUGUAGUCGAACGGCCGGCAGGUGGCGCGGGCGCUGCCGGCGGCGAGAGCGCCGCGGCGGGGGAAGCGGCGGAAUGGUGGCGGGAAAAAGACAGCGCGUAUAGUCCAAUUGGCGGAAAGGGCGGCGGAGGUACCCCUCGCCUGGCGUACGGCAUCCUCGGCGCGAAAAACGACAGCGCGCGCGUCGUGCGCCUCCUACUCGCCAUCUACCACCCGUUGAACCACUACGCCGUCCAUAUCGACGACCCGGAGGAAACUCUCGCGCUAAAGACAAAAAUUGCAGCCCACCCCGCGCUGUCGAGCCGCGCGAAUGUUGUCGUUAUUCCGGACCCCGAAGUAGUCACGUACCAGGGGUCGACGCUGCUGUCCGCGACGCUGCGCCUCGCGCAUGUGCAUAUAGCGAGCGGCGCGCAGUGGGACUGGUUCAUCAACCUGAGCGCUGCGGACUACCCGUUAAUGUCACAAGACGACAUGCUCUAUCUCUUUUCGCACGUGGAUCGCAGCCUCUCGUUCAUGGACCACAGCGUCGAGCACCGAUUCGACUACCGGCAGCGUGCAGUGAAUCUGGACAGGGCGCUCUUCCAGGCGCACAGAGGGCACAAGCUCAUGCGGGACGUGCGGCCCGCUGCCACUCGCUUCCACGUCUUCAUGG
This is a messenger RNA of Closterium sp. Naga37s-1, 967 nucleotides long. The record is from the annotation of a GenBank genome assembly. NCBI's taxonomy places the organism in Eukaryota, Viridiplantae, Streptophyta, Zygnematophyceae, Desmidiales, Closteriaceae.